CUCUUUGUAUUUUAAUUCACCAUGGCCAAGCACUGGUUAGCAGCUCUCCUAACAGUUCUGUCUUUGACUAAGUCAGGUCUCUGCGAGAACCUUGGAUCCUGCAGGAUUGUGUGUGACCCUUCCACAGUCCGUUUACCUGACCGAAGCAAUGGGCUGGUCAUACCUCUGGCUUCAUCUGCAGCAGGACCUGCUGGUCCACCCGGGCCACCAGGUAAAGCAGGCCCUCCUGGUCUACCUGGACCCGAAGGAAAGAGCUCUAUUUCAAAUGGAGGAGUCGCAUUUUAUGCCGCCCUGCAGGAUGACUUUGGCAGAAAUGAGGUUCUCAAGUUUACUGAUGUGCUAACAAAUCUGGGAAGUAGUUAUGCCUCCUCGACUGGGACUUUCACCUGUAAAAAAGCAGGAGUGUACUACUUCAUCUAUCACAUUUUGAAGACUGGCCAAAACCUUCGAGUAGACCUGGUUCUUAAUGACCAAACAGUUGUGGCUAGUGCAGCUGCUGUGGACAUCCUCCAUUCAGACACUGCAAGCAGCAGUGCAGUUCUGCAACUGAGAGUUGGAGACCGGGUCUUUGUUCGGCUGAACAACAGUGAACUGUCCAAGGAGACACAAAACCGCUUCAGUACCUUUACUGGUUACCUGCUGUACGAGAUCUGAGACAGACAGAUGUGACCUCUUUCUGCUUUAAAUUCUUUCUUUCAAUUUGAAGGAGACUUCUUUGCAUUCAGACUGUGGGCGUUUUAUUGAAUAAAGAAUGAAUUCUCUGGCAAUCUA
Messenger RNA from Myxocyprinus asiaticus (Chinese sucker), 771 nucleotides. RefSeq lists its product as uncharacterized. The coding region runs from base 22 to 654 and encodes 210 amino acids. Gene Ontology annotation, molecular function: protein binding. The record is from RefSeq and is a predicted model, not a curated record. The transcript has 2 exons. Lineage: Eukaryota; Metazoa; Chordata; Actinopteri; Cypriniformes; Catostomidae.